UCCCUUCUUUCAAUCCGCUGGAAUUUGACAAAGGAAUCAUGGCCACCACCGUACGCACUGUCCGUCGUUUUCUGUUAGAAAGUUACAAGCCCCGCGUAUUACAUUCUGCGCGUGCGGCAUCAACGGUUGCGGGUAGGGAAGUUUUCUCGCCUGCUGUCGCCUUUCUAAUUGAUAGCAACCAUAUCGACAUUGACACGGUUCGUCGUUUGCCGCGAACCGGGCCGAGGAAUAGACUCUUGAAAGGGGAUGUGCUUCGUUUUCUGUCAGAUCCAAGUGUUUUGGACCAAGCAGUCAAUGCGGGGCACACACAAACGUCUCAAGGAGGCGCGCUUGCGGAGGAUGCUUCUUUGAUACCACCGUCGUACUACGGGACGGAUGUGGUCGUCAACGAGCUGGUGACGUUCGUCAAGAACUUCAACGAUGCGCGAAAUUCUAAAAUAUCCAUUAGCGACCUUCUAACCCGAGCAUUAUAUUUAGCACUACAGACUGUCCCGGAAGUUAACACACGAUGGAACGAGCAGACACAAGCUGCGGAACCAGUCGAGCCAGUUCAAAUUCUAAUAAAUCGUCUGUCCGCUUUUGGAAUCUCACGAAUGGUGCUGCGAGACCCAAAUGAGAUAGGAGGUGUUAAACUCGGCAAGCUUUUCAAGGAUGAAGGCAACACAGCGGACAGCACUCGGGGACUAUUCAGCAUAUAUGAUGCUGUCUUAUCUCCUUUCACCGAAAUAGAACCUUCUCUGACCUCUCGUCAGACAGCCCUCUUCAAUAUCUCCCCAAUACGCAAAGUACAUCGCAUUCAAGACUCGACAAUAACCUCAAAAAGUAGCGACGUGUUGGACUACCUCGCCGGCAAUUUUGUAUCUCGAACUCCACAAGCAUCUGUCAAAUGGCAUCCCAAUGAACAAUCGCCCUCUAUACGAUCGAGGGUCCGCGACGAGAUCGACGUCUUGGCACAGCCAGGGCUCAGCAGUUUUUAUACAGGAUACUUAGAUGGCGAGUGUGAGCCUAUGGUGAAUUACACACUUUCCGUGGACUUGACGGUGGAUGCAAGAGCGGUAUCUGAAAAGACGGCAAAGAAGUUUUUAAGUGUAUGGCAAACGUUGCUGAAAAAUCCCAAAGCACUGCUUUGAAAUUAAGGUUGUCGGCGGUCUAUUUUUCAUCUUUUCUUUCUUUGGCUUUCGAGAUCAUUGCUUAAAAAGCCCCCUCCUCUAAACCUACAUUAAAUACAAUAUUAUGUACAUUUGCUACGUGUAACUUCUAUGUAAUAUCUAUCCACUUAAAAUACUAUCUUCCCACAGGAG
Molecule: messenger RNA, 1301 nt
Organism: Spizellomyces punctatus DAOM BR117
Lineage: Eukaryota; Fungi; Chytridiomycota; Chytridiomycetes; Spizellomycetales; Spizellomycetaceae
Exons: 7
Coding region: 39-1130 (363 amino acids)
Biological process (GO): pyruvate decarboxylation to acetyl-CoA
Cellular component (GO): pyruvate dehydrogenase complex; mitochondrion
Molecular function (GO): acyltransferase activity
Source: RefSeq, a predicted model, not a curated record